GUGAAAGUUUAGCAUGCUAGCUAACGUAGAGAUAGCACAGAUAUAGAUCUACGGUGUUAAGUGUUCAAGAGUAGCACAUGUCUUCGCUAUCAGGUAACUAUAGAUCAGUGUACGGGAGAGGGGGUGCAGGGUCACUGUAAAAAUAGCCUGAGUCCCUAAGCAGACCACAGCUUUUUAACCCCAGCUCCUGCACCAACAUCAACAAAUCCAGCUCUACGCCGUGAAACAGGUGAAAAGAAGAGUCUGGUUUACAUGACAAAUAAGCUACGAGGGCUCUGACAUGCCAUUGUGCUGAACCUCGUCAUUCUUUAACUCCGGUGGUGUCAGAAGCCUGCCCACUACCUACAAACCAUGGGAAACCAUCUGAAUCGCUCCACUGAAGAUCAUAGGGGAGACUGUACAGAUGCAACAUGCCUCGAAAUGAAGGAUUCCGGCUCUGAGGAGGUGGAAAGGAGCUGCGAUUCUCAUUUUGCAGAAGACAUUGAUAGACCUGUCAGCCCAGGGGAUGUAAACAAACAUGGCAGUGAGCCGCACGGCAACUCGUCUUUGUGGAUCGCCAGUGAAAAAGAGCUGGAGCUGAAUAACAGCCAGGUGGCGACAGGUGGGGAUGAUCUUGCGCCUUCGGCUCCCGGCAGUCACGUGGAUAGAUUGCACGUGCAGUUGCCGUCAGCUCAGGGAAAGGUCGCGGAGGAGGGGGCGUUUGGAGGAAGCACGAGCCAGCCGGUGUCGGGUUAUAGGGGAAUGGAGGCCAGGAUUGGACAGCUAGGCGAUGAGUCAGGUGAUGACUCAGAACUGCGGAGCUCCCCUGUCAAAAGAAGGCCGUCUUCAGACAGCUGGAUAAGCACAAACUGUGACAUGGUUACUUUGACGGUCCCUGAAUCUCCUACUGCAAUCAGCCAGACCCUAUCUGCCAUGGCCCUCACAGACCAGAGCAAGGAGCUGCGGCCAGAUCAGGAGGCCACCAAACCAGUGGAGGAUGUGAACUCGAGCACAUGCCCACAGGAUCAUACCAGGUUGGAAAGCAACCAAGCCUGCCUGGAGAUAGACCUGGAUCAGCAGUGGAGGUCCUUCGAGAUCAGAUACCCUGGAACUGCUGCUACCUUCACAGGCACCAUCAUGGAGCCCGUUCCUGGGAUGGAAAGUGCGACGGUGUGGGAGAUGACCGAGGAAUGUGAUGACCAGGAGAAGGUGUUUGUGUGCACCAUUGAUGAGAUUUUCAGAGUACCUCAAUACUCCAGUACAGCUCCGGUGUCACAGUGGCCAACGACGUGUGUUGUAGGAGACUCAGAGGUGACAAGUCACACCCGGCCAGGGUCCGAGGACGAGACCAGGGAGCGAGCAGCAGGGAGGAUGGACGUGGUAACCGAGGAGCUCCCUGCCUGUGAGACUAUCUGCCCUGAAAAAUGUGGAAAAGGGGAAGAACGUGAGAACCUGAACGUUAGCAUACUGGCGGGCCCCUGCUGGCAGGAAGGCCCACUGCCUGAGGCCCCAGUGUUGGGAGGAGACGACCAGACCGACGUCAGCUUGCUGUGCAUCUCACACUCAGCCAGUGACAGCAUCAGUUAUGAAGCUGUGCCUCAGAAGGUUUUCCUGAAUCGGGGUGAUGAGGAUCCUCAUGGAGACCUGCCACAAGUCGUACUCGGCAGUGACGGCCCUGCUCCAGAAAAAGAACCGGCGUCAUUUGGAGGUCCCCUGACAGCCGUGACCUCUGACCCCACGGGGACGGAUCCCAUUCAUGGAGUCAGAGCCCUUGGCCAGGAGCUCGCCAGUAUGAUCAUAGUGACGGCGGAGAACCUGAUACUUUCAAAGGAAGACCACGUCGCUUGUCUAACACUCGACCUCCACGACGUCUUCUUUCACGCUGGUUCGGUUUGUCUGGGAGACGUGCACGGUCAGACGUCCUUUGGGCAUGCUAAAAUGGGAACGACUGAUAUUGUGUGUGAUGGGAAAGGACAGCAGAGUGCUGAUAUUCCUCCCAGCGUACCGGAAACAUCUUCAGAAUGCAAGGAGGACCUUAUCUUCCCUGAGGGGGUGGUCGUGGAAGCUGCACUGGGGGUACCUGAAAUGCUACAGAAGUGUGGAGAAUCUCUGGAGACACGUGCUAAGUGGGAAAGUUCAGACAGGGCAGGUGGAGCCAUAGCAGUGGUGGAGAACGUUACGGUGACAGAAAGCUCCGCACCAGGGAACGAACCAAAACAUUCCCAAGUCCAAGUGGCUCGUUUGACUCAGUAUGAAACAGCCAACCAUAAAAAUGACCUACUGCGUAGCAGACAGUUAUCCAGUGAAGAAAAGCGCAGCACUACUUUAGGAGAUAGCUGGCCAGCAGAGCAUAACCGAGAUAAACCCACAGGAGCGCCGACCCAUAAAAGGCCUGACCAUGAAGCGAGGGAAGAGCGACCUCGUAGGGUGAAGGAAGCCGCCAGCGUGUUACGGGACAUCUGGCCAGAGAGGAGCGGGGACACGGACCUCAGGCUGCUCUGCCUGCUGGGGCACGUCACGGAGGACUGCUCUAUUGUCUGGUCCAAAGAUGGCGCUGUUCUGGCCGGCCAGGAGAGAAGUACAGGUGAUGCCCUUCAGGUCUCGCUCGACAUUUCCGAGGCCUCUCCUUCGGACCUGGGGACCUAUCAGUGUCUUCUCAGUGGUCCUCAUGGUGAGGCGUCCUCAAGGUUCCACCUGACCGCAGAAGUGCUGAGUGAACUUCUCCCUCCCCACAGCCCUGCACAAGUCAUCAAGGGCAUUAGAGAGGAUGUGAAGUGUGCCCCACUUCUCUUCAGGGAGGACUUCCUCCGCGAGCAGUACUUUGGAGAGCACGAGGCAGCUAGCAUUAUCACCGAGGGGGUCCACUUUGGGGAAGGCAUGCACCGGCGGGCCUUCCGGACAAAGCUCCUGGAUGGCCUGGUGGAGGCUUUCAGGCCUGGACAGUCCUGCGUCCUGAAGGUGCAUAACGCCAUCAGUUACGGGACCAAGAGCAGCGAUGACCUGGUCUGUAAGAACUACAACCUGGCUGUGGAGGAGUGUUACACACAGAACACGGCUCGGGAGUACAUCAAGGCCUACAAAGAGGUAGCAAAAUCAGCAGAGGCUUUUGGGGACGUUCCCGAUAUCAUUCCCAUCUACCUGGUACACCGGCCCUCCAAUGACAUUCCUUAUGCCACACUGGAGGAGGAGCUGAUUGGAGACUUUGUGAAGUACUCCGUUCGGGACGGGAGGGAGGUCAACCUGAUGAGGCGGGAGACCGAGGCGGGACAGAAGUGUUGCGCCUUCCAGCACUGGGUCUUCCACAAGACGGAGGGAAACCUGCUGGUCACGGACAUGCAAGGUGUGGGGAUGAAGCUGACCGACGUUGGCAUAGCGACGUGUAGAAAGGGGUACAGGGGCUUCAGGGGGAAUUGUGCCACGUCUUUCAUCGACCAGUUCAGGGCACUGCACCAGUGUAACCAAUUCUGCACGCUACUGGGUCUGCAGUCCCUGCAACCCACCCAGCCGAAGGCCAGAAGGCCGGGGAAUGAGACAAAGCCGACUCCAAAGAAAAGGAUACUGGGUGACCCCCACAAGCCCAGGCCCUGAGAAAGCGGGGUCAUGGAGCUUGUAAAUUAGGGACAAAUCAAAUGUAUCAUGUUUUUUUUUUUUUUUGUGAUGAAAUUUUUAUUAGAGAUUUUUUUUUUAAACAAAGAACAAAAUGGAACAAAACAGAAUGUACUCCACCCCCACCCCCACCCCCAAUACACCCUGAGACAAGACCAACAAAGGUCACCGGCACACCCAGCCACGGAGAGCACAGCUAAAAGCUGAGGAGAAAAGAAAUAACAGACAUAUCACUGAGAAAUGUCAGAAUUAGGAAAGUAAAAAUCAAAACAAAAAACAAGGAAUACGGCCUCAGGACACGACCUGCAACCAAUCCUGGACCAGCUGCACGUCAUGGAGCCAGCUCUGGAUGUUGUUUUAUUUCUUAUACAAAGGAAAUUUUCCAUCAAACUUGCAUCAAUAGGACUUGGAUCCACAAUAUAGAAACACUGUUUUUUUGUUUAUUCCUUUUAAAUCAUUGUUUGAUGCUGAACACUUUAGGUGGCAGCAAGCUUCAUGGGAGAAGGAAAUCCUGCUUGGCCUAAUGAAGAACCUCACUAGUGACAGGACCCAGAGAGUGAGUCCUGCUUGGGACAGAGCAGAGGCUUCCGAAAUCAUCUGUGGUGCCCUGUUCACUUAAACAACAACCAAUUGCUCCCACCUCAAUAUUUCUUUAUUUCCAGCCCUUAAUGUCUUACAUCAUGGUUAUAUAUUUUCAUAUCAACCAGCUAUUGAUAUUAUUAUGAACUAAUAACAUUUAAUGAUGGGUGACAUUCUCCAGGAAGAUGGUUACUGCCCAGGCACUGUAGAAAUGAUCAACUUGUCAUUCUAGACAUUUCAGACCUGAUUUCAAGAAAACUGUCCAGUUUUUUUGAAAGUGUGUGCUUGUAUGUGGUAUUGGAGUUUGGUUUCACAGUCAUUGGUGGAUUCUGUGAUGGAAGGGCGCCCCCAUCCUGGGAUGUCCCCUGCCUUGUACCCGUAGCCUCCAGGAUUAUCCCUGCAGUUACAGAAAAUGGAUGGAUGGAUGGAUUGGCCUGUCUGUGGAUUAAUUAAUGGUGGUAUUUCUACACUAGUGAUCCUUGACUAAUUUGCAUACAGAUAUCAUGAUAGGCCAUAGUGUUUCCUGCAGAAUCUUGUCAUAAUUUUAUGUACUGAGCCAUUGCCUGUGUCCUAAUAUCAUCAUUAUUCAUACCUUCAAUCGUUUGGGCAAAUGGGGCAGGUGCACCGGCAGAUACUGCCCCCCCCCCAGCCCCCCCUCACGUGUGCCUCUACUGUGGUGUGUAUUUCACCAGGCUGGCUUCGAGCCUUCCAACAAAAGCAUCUGCUAAAUAAAAUGCAGAACAGACAAAGUACUGGGCGCAAACUAUUAAUAAAGAGCAUCUUUUGCCCGUUUUUGUACAUCACUGGCUGGUUUGGGUGUUGCACCGACAACGUCUGAGCAACAAUAAACCUGUGACUGCAUUACGAGCCUAUUUUUGGGCUGGUUGUCAGGUGAUGCACAUCCUCGGCCUCUUUGGUUACCUGUUAUACUUCGCGGGGAAAUUUCUCACCAUAGCUAUUAGUGUGAAAAUGGCAUUUGAUGACAGUGGACACAAACACCAUUGUCACACUCCACAACUCUGGGGGACAGGAGCAGUGUGGUGGCAGGGACCAGGCUGAGGCAGUGACAUGAAGAGAGGGAAGAAAAAGAGGCAGUCAGGGGUUUUUGAGAUUGUUGCAAGCGUAUAAAAAAUCAGCCAAAAGUCUGGAAACAGCUGCUUUUAACACAUUUGUUUCUGUUUUAACCGUUUUAUUCAGCUCAUAGUAAAGGACCUCGAGGCCAUGAAGUGCUUUAUAUCAGAUACUGCAAUGACUAAGAGGAAUGUUCACCAUCUCAGAAUUAUAUACUCUGCGAAAUAUCCCCCUUUUGCUUUGACGACAGCAUUCCUUCAACCAGCUUCCACAUGUAGCCGCCUGGAACGCUUCUCCAGCAGUCCUGAAGGAGUCUCCACAUGGUCUGGGCACAGACUGGCUACCGUGCUCUUACUCUUCAACCCAGCUCAUCCCAAAGCAGCUUUAUGGGGUUUAGGUCGGGGGAUUGUGGGGGGGCCAGGUCAUCUGUCACAGCGCUCCAUCUUCUUCCUUAUUCACGUGAUAAUGCAGUACUUACAUAACCUCGAGGUGUGCUUAGGGUCACUAUCUUGUUGAAAAACAACUAAUUUUAGGUAGGCGUGUGCAGACUUUUGACUGGUACUGUACCCAUGAUUACACCCGUUCCCCCUCAUAUUUGUUUUAUGUGCCACACCUGUUUUGGAUUGUUACAGUAAUUGUUGUUGUCACUUUUGUUAAAUGUGAACCCAGUAAAGCACGUAAAAGCUUUCGCUGUACACACACGUUUGUAAGGUGAAAUGACAAUGAAGCUUUGGCUGAAUUGAGCAGCACCAUCCGUCACAUUUUUAGUACAUGUGCGAAAUGUAGUUAUUUAAACGUAGCGGUAGAUACUUUAUGCAAGACACUUAAGUAACGUCCUAAUGUGUGUUAAAAUUUCACCAGUGAGCUACUCCUGCAGCUCGGCCUUACAGUGAGAUAAGAUGACGUUGCACACGAACGUUCUGCAAUGUCAGUCUCACAGUGACAUGGGGAGCUUAGCACCUGCUCUGUGUGACCCCCCCCCCUCACCAUGGCAGGUGCACAUUUUCCUUCAGUUAAUGGUGGUCAACCUGCUGUUUGAGGAGGUGGUCACGAGUCACGUUGCGAGCCCCACAGAGACCCAUGGCAGAUGGGAAAACAGUUGCUCUGGAAUCUACCAUGUUUCUCUGUUAGCUUUCCUCUCCUCUAUGGAUUUAACACACGGACUCAAGGAAUAUUACUGUUUAAAAGAUUGUCAUAGUGUUCUCUCAGACCUGGUGUGCGAAGCGUCAACGGUCCUGUUUCAUCUCAGCCACCAGCCGAAACCCACUGAAAACGCAGUGCUUUUAUGGUUCUUUUAACUACUUCAGUUUCAACUGAUGAAAAGUGAGUGUUCUUUUUACCAUCACAAUUGCAUGCCCCACUCUACAACUUCUAGUCCUUGUUUCACAGGUAUCAAGUCCAAAUUGCUGAUGAGAAGCAUUUUGUUAUCAGAAACAGGUUAUACUAAUACCAUAAACAAAAUGAGUAACUCACAAUCACAGCUGCCGGAACGGACAAAAGCAGCCCAUGACUCACCUGGGGCCGCCGGUAUCUGCGAAGCUUGCUCUGCCAACUUUAGAAGUCCUCAAUAAAUCAGGGAUAAACCGCAAUCUUCAGCUUCCUACGUGAACACCGGCUUCAGAACAGAGCUCACACAGUACUUUGAAUGCACUCUGCUGCAGGAAGAACCUCCCUUUAUGUAGCUAGAGAAGUUAGACAAACAGGUAGCUGAUUUUGGAGAUAAGCUAAUGAGGAAGUAUUGAUCGGUUUCAUUGGGCGCCGUGGUUUUUCUUUAGCUGGAAUGGAUUUAAGACACAUUGUCUUCAGACUGCAUUCUGAUGCACACACAUCCUCAAACAGGCCGACGUGCUUAUAUGAGAACGACAGUAAACAUGAGCAGACUCAAGACCCACCUAGUGUCUUCAGGAAGAGUAUGUCCAUGGAACAUGGGGCCUCCCUGCUUCAGGAGUGAUGGAAUGUGAUCACCGUGCCUUCACUUGCAAAGUCUCCGGCUCGGGAAACGCAGUUCCUUGGUUUUUGAUCCCCUAGAAAUCUUUCCAUACAUAUUGUAAAGGUGUUAUUCUGGAAA
Brienomyrus brachyistius is the source of this 7303-nucleotide messenger RNA. RefSeq lists its product as uncharacterized. The coding region runs from base 352 to 3567 and encodes 1071 amino acids. Gene Ontology annotation, molecular function: protein serine/threonine kinase activity; ATP binding. The transcript is spliced from 12 exons. NCBI's taxonomy places the organism in Eukaryota, Metazoa, Chordata, Actinopteri, Osteoglossiformes, Mormyridae. The record is from RefSeq and is a predicted model, not a curated record. Gene Ontology annotation, biological process: protein phosphorylation.